AUGGCUUCAAAGCAGGCGCAGAAACACCCUGGCCAGAUCGAAAUAACCUCGCUGCCGGUUCCGCAGCUGCAAGAACUGAAGACGCAACUGGACCGCGAGCUCGAGCACCUCACAACAUCGUUCCAAUCGCUACGAACAGCACAAUCCAAGUUCCGCGACUGCCUCAAAUCCAUUUCUCAGGGCAUCAACCCAUCCACGGCCGACAAGCCGCUCCUUGUGCCCUUGACGUCCUCGCUUUACGUUCCCGGACGCCUCACAUCAUCCACGCAUGUUCUCAUAGAUAUUGGGACCGGCUUCUUCGUCGAGAAGAGCACGGAAGAUGCGACAGACUUCUAUAACCGAAAGGUCAAAGACUUGGGAGACAGCCUGAAGGAUCUGGAGCAGGUUAUCAACGGGAAAGCGAACAACGUCAGGAUGGUCGAGGAAGUGAUCCGGGUCAAGGUGCUGAGCGCACAGGAGGCUAGCCAGAAGGACAGUCAGGGGAGCUGA
This is a messenger RNA of Trematosphaeria pertusa, 489 nucleotides long. RefSeq names its product Prefoldin-domain-containing protein. The coding region runs from base 1 to 489 and encodes 162 amino acids. The record is from RefSeq and is a predicted model, not a curated record. The transcript is spliced from 2 exons. Gene Ontology annotation, biological process: protein folding; regulation of DNA-templated transcription. Lineage: Eukaryota; Fungi; Ascomycota; Dothideomycetes; Pleosporales; Trematosphaeriaceae. Gene Ontology annotation, cellular component: prefoldin complex; cytoplasm.